Penicillium manginii is the source of this 678-nucleotide messenger RNA. Its product is annotated as putative DRAP deaminase. Lineage: Eukaryota; Fungi; Ascomycota; Eurotiomycetes; Eurotiales; Aspergillaceae. Gene Ontology annotation, molecular function: catalytic activity. The transcript has a single exon. The record is from RefSeq and is a predicted model, not a curated record. The coding region runs from base 1 to 678 and encodes 225 amino acids.
AUGACGACCACCUCCCCGCACACCACCUACAUGCAGAAAUGCAUCUCCCUCGCCGAACAGUCCCCUCCUCGACCGACAAACUUCCGCGUGGGCGCAAUCCUCCUCUCUCGAAAAGACGGCGACUCUACCUACACCGACGACCGCAUUCUCUCCACAGGCUACACCAUGGAGUUGGCCGGAAACACCCACGCCGAGCAGUGCUGCUUUGCGAACUAUGCCUCCGUCAACAACGUUGCCGAGGAGCAAGUGGGCGAAGUACUGCCCGUCGAGUCGGGCCGAAAGCUCAUCAUGUACGUCACGAUGGAGCCAUGUGGGAAGAGGCUGUCAGGGAAUGCGCCGUGCGUGCAGCGGAUUACUAGGACUCGGGACGGUGGGCGCGAGGGCAUUCACAAGGUUUACUUUGGUGUGAAGGAGCCGACGACUUUUGUUGGGGAGUCUGAGGGGUGUAAGAUGCUUUCGGAUGCGGGGAUUGAGUGGGAGCAUGUCGCUGGUUUGGAGAGGGAGAUCUUAUCGGUCGCUGUGGCUGGUCAUGAGAACCCGGAGGAGGAGGUUAGGUCUGCUUUGGGGAAGAUGGGGACGAAUGUUGAUGAUAUUAGUGAAGAGGAGAGGCAGAGGCAGGCGCAAAUACCCCGCAACCCGAAAAAGAGGAUGAUGGAGGGGGAAAACAUUAUUUACUAG